This is a messenger RNA of Brassica rapa (field mustard), 737 nucleotides long. Its product is annotated as CBBY-like protein. Gene Ontology annotation, molecular function: hydrolase activity. The record is from RefSeq and is a predicted model, not a curated record. NCBI's taxonomy places the organism in Eukaryota, Viridiplantae, Streptophyta, Magnoliopsida, Brassicales, Brassicaceae.
AUGGCUUUGUGUCGGAUGUCGGCGUAUUUUAACAAGGUGGGUUGGCCUGAGACUCCCAAAGAUGAAGCAGAGAGGAAAGCGUUCAUAGCCGGGCUUCAUAAGCAGAAGACUGAGCUUUUCAUGGUUCUCAUCAAGAAGAAGCUGCUUCCUCUUCGACCUGGUGUUGCCAAACUGGUUGAUCAAGCUCUAACGAAUGGAGUAAAAAUCGCCGUGUGCAGCACUUCAAAUGAAAAGGCGGUUUCUGCUAUUGUUUCAUGCUUGCUUGGACCAGAAAGAGCAGAGAAGAUCAAGAUAUUUGCAGGAGAUGUAGUCCCCAAAAAGAAGCCUGACCCGGCCAUCUACAACUUAGCAGCUGAAACCCUCGGAGUUGAUCCCUCAAAAUGUGUUGUGGUUGAAGACAGCGCUAUCGGACUAGCAGCUGCAAAAGCUGCGGGAAUGACUUGUAUAGUUACAAAGAGUGGAUACACGACGGAUGAAGAUUUUGUGAACGCAGACGCGGUUUUCGACUGCAUUGGUGACCCUCCAGAAGAGAGGUUUGAUUUGGCAUUCUGUGGAAGCCUUCUGCAGAAACAAUUGGUUUAGUUAAACCAAACCCCACCGAUAAAAUGAUCUUUGGUUGUUUCUAUCUCAACGUUGGUGUGUAUAGAUAAAGUGACAUAUAUUUAUUGUAAAACCAUACAGCCCUCACUCAUCAAAUCUUUCUUCUCCACUGAAGCCUCAACGGUCACUUUUAUUUC